AUGGGACCGAUUUUGGUUGAUAUUUUGGCACCUGCCCUUACAUUUCCAUCGAACCUCUCACAGUCUGAAAUUAUAAGUGGUACAUCGUUGUCAUUAGGACUUCCAGAGGAUCAAUUGGAGUUCCUUUCACUAGGUGAAUCUCAUCUAUGUUGUCUGAUAAAGAAUUCAAAAUUCUCUUUGGAUUUUAUUGAAUCUUUAUAUCAGGAGAAUACACUGUUACAUCAUCGAUUUGAAAAGAGUGCGGAGGCAGUCGAAGCACUACAGGAAUCGUUGAUGCAGACAACACAGCAACUACAGGAGAAACAAUCGUUGAUCUACCAACAGCAUCAAACCAUGACCAUGUUGUCACACAAAGAAAGACAACUCUCUGAAGAACUCAAUCAAUGGAAGAACAAAUACGAAGAGGAACUUUAUAAACGAAAGAAAAAUGAAAAGAGAAUCGAACGUAUGAGAAUGCCAAAGAAUGGUUCAACAACUCCAACCAAUAGUAAUAAUAAUAAUAGUAACAACAAUAGUAACAACAAUAAUAGUAAUAGUAGUAACAAUAGUAAUAGUAAUAAUAGUAGUAAUCCAAUGUAUUUAAUUAAUUCACCAACACCAUCACCUUCAAUGUUGACAUCAACAGCAGCAAUGUCACCAUACUUGGAACGAGAGAUCGAGCGACACAAAGACCGUGAGAUCGAAUUCAAGAAGGAACGCCAACAACUUUUGGAUCAACAACUCCAACAACACGCCGUCCAACAAGUAACACAAGCCGCCCAAUUGAAAUCACCAUCGAUCUCACCAUCGACUUCAUCCAACUCUAUAAACACGCUUACCAACAACAUUUGUAAUACAUCUAAUAAUAAUAAUAAUAAUAAUAAUAAUAGUAACAGUAGCAACAGCAACAACAACUGUAAUAGUAUAAUAGUUGGAAUUAAUAGUUUGAGUAGUGGCAAUCUUCAAAGUAAACUAAACUCUGUCGCAACGUAUGCAGGUUGCAACAAUGAGAAUACCGCGGCACUCAUACAAGACCGACACUCCAAGCGGUCAUCUUCACUCUCCUCACAGACAUCACCGAUCAGAUUCACCGUCACACCCACACCUGUAAAGAAAACACCAUGCUCGACGCCAACCACACCGAUCAGCUCAUCCAUUCCAAACCUCAACGACUUUAAAUCACCAUCUUCACCCUAUAAAUCACACAACCAAUCAGUUCAAUCACCAAACUUUAGAGAAACAGAGUUAUUCGUAAAUUGUCGACAAUGUAAAUGUAAUAUUUUUAGAGAAACACAACUUAAAUGGGUUUGUGAUUGUGGGCACCUAAAGAUAACACAUAAGCCUUGUAAUGAGAAGGCAUUAAGCCCAAGACCCAACUCAUCGUCGUCAUCCUCUUCUACAUCAUCAGCAUCAUCGCCUUCACCUUCACUGAAUUAG
Molecule: messenger RNA, 1416 nt
Organism: Heterostelium album PN500
Lineage: Eukaryota; Evosea; Eumycetozoa; Acytosteliales; Acytosteliaceae
Exons: 3
Coding region: 1-1416 (471 amino acids)
Source: RefSeq, a predicted model, not a curated record